Messenger RNA from Thrips palmi, 1823 nucleotides. RefSeq names its product programmed cell death protein 2-like (gene trus). Lineage: Eukaryota; Metazoa; Arthropoda; Insecta; Thysanoptera; Thripidae. The record is from RefSeq and is a predicted model, not a curated record. The transcript has 8 exons. Bases 160 to 1494 code for a protein of 444 amino acids. Gene Ontology annotation, cellular component: cytoplasm.
AGGGGGGGGGGAGAGAGGGGAAGCAGCAGAAGUUAAGCUGCUGGCUGGAUCAUCGUGGAUCGGAUUGUGAAGGAAAAAUACGGACGCACAACUUUCUAGCAAAUUCUGGUCUUUUGAUACUUUCUAAAUCGAUGUCUUUCUUUCUCCUGAAAUUUGAACAUGGCCUGUAAACGUGCAAAAGUUUUUCUUGGGUUCGACGAUGAAGUCAUCACUGACAAGUACAAAAGCCAGGUUAAUUUCACGACAAACAAACUUGGUGGAAAUCCAAACUGGCCUCUUGAUGGCAUCACAUCUCCCCUCUGUAAACUAUGUGGUCUGCCACCUCCAAUCAUUGUGCAAAUCUAUGCACCUCUUGAAAACUCCCCAUAUCAUCGCACCCUUUACCUUUUUGGCUGUUUAAACCCAAACUGUUGGAAUCAGAAUGAAAGUUGGGUUUGCUUUCGCAGCCAAGUUCUCGACUCUAGCUCCAAGGAGCAAACAACAAACACCUCCUCUGUGACCGUUGCGUUGGGUGCUUCUGAUUGGUGUGCAGAUGCUGAUGAUUGGGAUGAAGAUUUGGAAAAUGGAAAUCUCGUUGCUCCAUCUGAUAUCAAUGAUAUGUCUGACGGGGAGUGCGAGCACAGUUGUAAUACAUGCACCAAUAGUGGGUCCCCUGAUUCAGCCGAUGAUGCUGAUGAUGUUUUGGAUAUUGACGGUCAAUCUACGGAUGCCCUAAGCUCCCAGCUGGGUAAGAUGAGAAUGGACAGUGCUGCUGAACGAGAUGCAAACUUCAAUGCAUCCUGGAACAAAGGUAGACUUGACGGCGCUCGAGCAAACCUUCACUCACCUCAGGCUUCUGCUGAAAUUGAGGGAGAUGAAAGUGAACUGGUUACCAUUGACACACCUACAGGACCACAGUUUGACCUACAUGCUUUACUUCAGGAGUCUGCACCACUGCCAAAAGAUGUUCGAAAUGCUCAAUUUACACCUUAUUUUAUUUGUGUAGCGGAAGAAGACAUUAAGAGAAGAGAUAAAGAGGUUUCAGGCCAUGUAAGACUUUUGCUGGCUGAGUACCAGCAGAGCCAGGGCCAGGCAUUUAACUCUGAUGUUCAAGAAGCUGAAGGAGGAGGAUGUGCUGGGAGUGACUCUGAGAAGUACGAACAAUCUAUUCCUGCUCACGGGGACGUGCUGUUUCAUCGUUUUCUGCAACACAUUCAGCAAACUCCUGGGCAAAUUUUAAGGUAUUGUCGCGAAGGUGGGUCUCCUCUUCCAAUUGCACCUCUGGUUGAUGUACCAUCAACCUGCUCCUAUUGUCAAGGAGAAAUGGUGUUUGAACUUCAAGUUCUGCCUUCCAUAAUUCCCAAACUCAGACUACAAAUGCAAGGUGGAAUGGAUGUAAGUGGAAGCCACAUUGAAUUUGGAACAGUUUUAAUAUGGACUUGCCGACAAAGCUGCUGGGCAACAGGUGACAAUGUUAGAGAGGAAAGAGUCAUUGUCCAGGCUGAAAGAUUUUAGCACCAUUUGCUCUAUUGUGUAAUGCAUAUUUGGUUAUUUGGAGUUGUUUAUGUCACAUUCCUAUGACUUCAUCUUCUUAAAAGGCUGUGUUCAAACCAUUUUAUGUAUUUUAUAGAAGUAGGUGUUGUUUUCCCUUUGCCAGAAUUUAGAUCUAUUUGUGAUGUAUUUAUGAUGCUCCUUCCAGACCUGUACUUAUUUUCUUGUAACAAGAAAAUCAUACUUCCAACUAUACGAGUUCGUACAAUGCUUAUAGUUUGAUGUAUUUGUUGCCAAUUAUAUUUAUGCUUUUCUAAUGAAUCAGAAAAACAAGAUGUACAGUAGCAACUGGA